GAAAAGGAAACCACGCUUAAGGCGUUCAUUGCUGCUGUGACGUGACGAGCUUGAAGAGAGUGCCGGCGUUAGGGCCCAUCUUCAGCAGUAGCUUCAACUCGCCAAUGCAGUAGUAGCUUUAGCUUUACGGAGACCCAUUUUACGGUUUCACGGAGUUUCCCAGCGCCUUUCACAGCAACGGUAUUGCGCUUCUUUCCUCCUACUUCUCCCAAGAAACCAAGUGAGAAAACCAGGAGAUUCCCCGCCAACUGCGACGUCGAUUCGCGCUGUUUUAGAUGGGCCUCACGAUAUCCUCCCUCUUUUCCCGGCUUUUCGGCAAGAAGCAGAUGCGCAUUCUAAUGGUUGGUUUGGAUGCUGCUGGCAAAACAACUAUUCUUUAUAAACUGAAGUUAGGGGAGAUCGUUACGACUAUUCCGACUAUAGGUUUUAAUGUUGAAACAGUAGAAUAUAAAAACAUUUGUUUCACAGUGUGGGAUGUUGGAGGCCAAGAUAAAAUUCGACCUCUUUGGAGACAUUACUUCCAAAAUACACAGGGUCUCAUUUUUGUUGUUGAUAGCAAUGACCGUGAGAGAAUUCUGGAAGGAGCAGAAGAGCUACAGAAAAUGCUGCAGGAAGAUGAACUGCGAGAUGCAGUAUUGCUCCUUUUUGCUAACAAACAAGAUUUACCCAAUGCUAUGGCAAUCAGUGAAAUGACAGACAAAUUAGGUCUUCAGGCUCUCCGUAACCGAACUUGGUAUAUUCAAGCUACUUGUGCUACUCAAGGAACUGGUCUUUAUGAAGGGUUGGACUGGCUGUCCAAUGAGCUCUCAAAACGCUAAAUCAAAAUUGAAUAGUUAACGAGAAAAUAUGAUAGAAUUUGUUUAGCUUUAUUACUCCUAAAUUGAUUUGCAUCUCAUUUGAGAUCUGAGCAGGAUUUGAGGAAGAUAUUGCAACAUUUCAUCUUACUUCAUUAUUAAUUGUUGGAAAAGAAAUUACUGCUCUCCUUAGGCUGACUGCCUUUAAGUAAUUGUAAGUACAUGCUUGCAGCAGUAUGCUUAGAAUUUUUUUAUCCCUUGGCACACAAUGAUUUAAUGUUUUUUAUGCUACUUUAUAGUAUUGAUGAAUUAUCCAUUUACUUCAUUAUUUUGCUGAUUCAAAAACGAAGCUUCCAAUUAAUCACUUGCUUAAAAACGUUUCUCAUAUUACUUGUAGUUGAGAAAAUGCUAUAAAGAAUUCAGGCCUUGUUCAUUCAGGAUUAUUUUUUAAUUAAAUAGUACUUUCUUCUUGUCCAGUCAGUCUUGAGGAAUUUGAGGAAUAAAAUGGUUGUACAGUUAAAAAAAUUUCAUAUUAACAAUUCUUUUUCAACCCAGCAAAAUUUUCCGUUAUUAUAUAGUAUCCUUUUUGUUAGCUGCUGCUUUAGGUUUCAACCUGAUUCUUUAUACCCUAUUUAAGAUAUUUCUGGUAAUGUUUUGCUUAUUGUUGAGCCUAUUUUCAGAAUAAAUUUUGGGAAAUUUACUGGAUUAAAUUAGUUCAAAAUGUUUGUAAUUACAAUUGAUUAAAUGAUUUAAAAUAUAGAGUUGUGGUUUUUUAAUUAUGAAAAUGGGUUAACUUUUCUAAUGAACAUUUUCCAAAGGUUUAUCUUUUGCAUUUCUAUGCAGUAUUAAACAUACACCCCCCCAAUGUAUACCUUUAUUACUUAAGUUUAAAUUUUAGAAAAAUGUCCAAAAAUGGGCUGUUAUUAUGUAUUCAGUAUAGUUAUUUGACAAACAUUAAUACUUUUAAAUAAUAAAACUGUAAAACAUGAAUUUAAUUAGUAAUAAAACUGUAAAGUAAAAAUUGUUCUGAUUAAAAUGUUUUUAAUGUUAUAAAAUAACUUGCCCAGAAAAUAUAUGCAUGUGUUUGUUCCAUUACAUAUGCAGAAUAAUUUUGAAAGUUUUGGUUCAAAUAUAUUACUCCCAUUGGAGACAC
Tachyglossus aculeatus (Australian echidna) is the source of this 1947-nucleotide messenger RNA. RefSeq names its product ADP-ribosylation factor 4-like. Gene Ontology annotation, molecular function: GTP binding; GTPase activity. The coding region runs from base 276 to 818 and encodes 180 amino acids. NCBI's taxonomy places the organism in Eukaryota, Metazoa, Chordata, Mammalia, Monotremata, Tachyglossidae. The transcript has 6 exons. Gene Ontology annotation, biological process: intracellular protein transport; vesicle-mediated transport. Gene Ontology annotation, cellular component: cytoplasm; plasma membrane. The record is from RefSeq and is a predicted model, not a curated record.